Suillus fuscotomentosus is the source of this 1160-nucleotide messenger RNA. RefSeq lists its product as uncharacterized. NCBI's taxonomy places the organism in Eukaryota, Fungi, Basidiomycota, Agaricomycetes, Boletales, Suillaceae. The record is from RefSeq and is a predicted model, not a curated record. The transcript has 2 exons. Bases 116 to 1060 code for a protein of 314 amino acids.
CACAAUUGUCGCAACAAUUUUAGCACCAUGCUUGACUUUCAUCACCCAAACAAAGAUCUAACAAGCAACACAAAUAUGACAAGGCUAGUAGGGAGCAUGCAUCAAACCUCGCUGCAUGCAUGGACGUGUACUGCAACUUACAACUCACUCGCCAGUCUGUCAUGCAUUUGUAGGGAAUGUAAUGAUUGUGCGCCUUGUAAGGCCUGUAAUUGUCCUGUCACUUGGUUUGCACGGUUUGGUAUUUUUUGUUGAUGAUUCAGGUGUGAAUGCAACUGGUCUCAAUUGGAAACAAGCGACACCACACUUCAACGAGACACACUUGAAGGCGUAUGUUGACUUCAUUAGCACAGUUUUUCCACCGCACAUCAGGAAGACACGUGCACUCGACUAUGAUGCUUCCGAGUCAGCAUCUAGUAGUACGCCAUCCGCCCCAUCCGCUUCCCAGUCACUUGAUUCUGGUUGCUCUCAGCCAGACGCACUUCCCACAACACCUCCGGCUACAACAUCCUUUCAAUCACCACCUCUGAGUUUAUCUGCACCCCCUGCUUCCACUGAGCGCUACGGCCUCCAUGACCCAUCUGUUUCUUUCUCCCCCAAUGUCGGUCUGCAGUCAUCCAAUGGAUACAACCUCCAAGACAUCUCAUUCACAACAAAGGCCUCAUUUGACGCGCCGAAUUGGGAAAAUCCACCGCCUCUUCUCUGCCCCUUACUCGACAGAUCUCCAAGCACGCCCAAUGGAUCUAUAGGCUCUUCCACCUGGAGGACACCACCUGUACUGCGCUCAUUCCUGUCUUCAUCAAACUCUUUCCCCCCUGCAUUACAGUUGUCCCCAAUCACAUCACAUUUGUUUACCCAAUCGGCAGCAUCGCACUUGCUACCUUCUUUGCCACCUAUAGCGACCCCGCAAUUCACGUUCCCGUCGCUCCCUUCCCCAUCACUCCCUUCCCACUCUCUUCCACAUCACUCCCCGGUUCUCCCUUCCCACUCCCUUCCACGUCACUCCCCGGUUCUCCCUGCCCCAAUUCUCCUUGCCCCGGUUCUGUUGUCCAUUUGUUCUUGAUUCGGUGCCCAUCGUUGUGCAGUGAUUCUCCAUUUUCUGCAGGGACACGCUGCUGAUAUUUCUUCCGACAGCGUCGACACUCCCGUCAAGAAUGUCAUAA